AUGGUUUUUAGUGGUUUUCUUAUUGAUUUGAAUAGUAUUUUCUCAUUUCUUCGAUGGAUUCAAUGGUUUAGUGCCUUUCGAUAUGCAACUAAUUUAUUAACGAUUAAUGAAUUUAGAAAUUUAACAUUUUGUUUAUCAAAUAAUACACAGAUUUGUCCAAUUACAGGUGAAGAAAUAUUAAAACAACGUGAUAUUACCUAUACAAAUAGCUGGGAUAUAUGGAAGAAUCUUCUAGCUUUAUCAAUAAUGAUUAUUAUGUUUUUAUCUAUAGCUUUUAUUCAAUUAAUACGAAUGAAAAAAAUGCAUACUUAUAUAUUUAUAUUUAUUCUCUUGUUAUCGAAUGGUUUAUUAUAUGGAUAUAACAUAGAUCAUGGAUUAAAAUAUAAACGUGAUAUUAAUACAAUUCUAUCACGAAUUGCUUCAAUCGAAGAAAAUGAUGAUAUAGAGACUUCUAUCAAUUAUGUGAAUCAACAACAAAAUGAAGAUGAAGAUGAAGAUGAAACAAAUCAUCCAUCUGGAUAUCAUAUCAUUUCAAAUAAAUAA
Molecule: messenger RNA, 543 nt
Organism: Adineta steineri
Lineage: Eukaryota; Metazoa; Rotifera; Eurotatoria; Adinetida; Adinetidae
Source: the annotation of a GenBank genome assembly